AUGAGUCUAUUAGUGUUUAAUAUUCGGCGGCUAGCAAUUGAAUUAAUAUUGGGUAAAAUUCAAACUCGUCAAUGGUUAGUCGAUGAGAAGAAAGACGACGGUUUUACUGCGUUACAUUUAGCAUCAUUGAAUGAUCAUUGUUCAGUAGCUGAAUUGUUAUUAACAAAAGGAAAUGCUUCGAUCAACGCUCAAAAUAUUAGUUUACAAACACCGUUACAUCUUAGUGUUGGAAGACAGCAUGCACAAAUUGUAGAGUUAUUAUGUAGUAAAGGUGCAAAUGUGAAUAUUGCAGAUAAAGAUGGCGAUACACCAUUACACGAAGCUUUGCGACAUCAUACAUUAUCUCAACUGAAACAAUUACAAGAAGUGGGCGACGUUGGAAAGAUGAUGGGUGUGUUUGCCAAUGGCGCUUUAGAUAAACGAACAUCAUCGUUAAUUGCCUGUACGCUUGUGACACAUGGUGCCGAUUUAUUAUUGAGAAAUAAAAAAAGUCAGACACCAUUGGAUUUAUGUCCUGAUCCACAUUUAUGUCGGACAUUAGAAAAAUGUUAUCGAGAAUUCAAAGAAAAAAAUAUUGAUCAGGGAAUAAAUUCACCUACACAUCAUGAAAAUGUGCAUGAUGAAUGCAUGGUAUGCUCUGAUAAUAAACGUGAUACAAUAUUCGAGCCAUGUUUUCAUGUGGCAACAUGUUAUGUAUGCGCGGGAAGAGUUAAAAAAUGUCUUAUAUGCAAGGAAAAUGUACAAUCGAGAAUAAAAAUUGAAGAAUGUAAAAUUUGUUCGGAAAGAAAAGCAUCAGUGUUAUAUAAGCCAUGUGGGCAUCUAAUUGCAUGCGAAGAUCACUCACUAUCAUCAAAUUCUGUUAAUACAAUAAAUCAAAAUAUUGCUGCCAGUGAUGCAAUUGCUUUACAAAAAUUACAACAACAACUACAGGAGAUACGUGAUCAGACUGUUUGUCCGAUUUGUAUGGAUCGUUUGAAAAAUAUGAUAUUUUUAUGUGGUCAUGGUGUGUGUCAACAAUGUGGUGAUCGUGUAUCAGAAUGUCCAAUCUGUCGUAAACAAAUUGAGAAGAGUAUUAUUUUAUAUACAUAA
Molecule: messenger RNA, 1089 nt
Organism: Didymodactylos carnosus
Lineage: Eukaryota; Metazoa; Rotifera; Eurotatoria; Philodinida; Philodinidae
Source: the annotation of a GenBank genome assembly